UCUGUACUGUAUGUAUGUAAUACUGUAUUCUUAUGUGUCAGUGAUCUGAACUCCUCAUAAGAAGUAGACAGGUUAUUGACAUGUCAAUGUUUUCAGGUUUAAUUAUGGCAAAAACAGCCGCGGAAAGGCAGAGGGAGUACAGGGCCAGAAGAGAUGCUGACCCAGAGAAAAGGGAAAACUACUUGAGGUGUGAGAGGCAGAGAUGGAGAAAAAAUGUAGAGGCAGGAAAGAAGAAGGUAAUCGGCGAGUUGAGUAGGAGAGAGCAGGAGAGAGAAGUGGCGACAGGCAAAGAAACGUCAGAAGACAAGAGAGCAGCAUGAUGCAGUUGAGGUGACCUACCCUGUACCUGUACCGGAAACAGAGAGUCAUGGGCUCAUGUCACAUGAGGCUACAAGACAAUCCGUGCAUGGAAAGAAAAAAACAAGAAAAUCAAAAGAAAAGAUGAAAAAAAGGAUAGCAGAACUAGAGGAAUUACUUAAGAAAGAGAAACAACUGAAGGAGAGAUACAAAAAAAGGCUACAACGUGCACAGAGGGAACCAAGCACACCACCAUCAGUCAGGAAAACUUUGGAUUACCACCAAAUUCUGACAACUCAAAUAAAGGAUACAUACAGGCAGGCAAGGAAGGAAAAGGACAGACAGUUGAUCGCACGAGUAGUGGUGGGUGGAAUAAUAACAAAGUAUAGAAAGCGGAAGAAGUCCGAGAGUGUCUUGGGGUUUUCAAAAAAACGGAGGAACCUGAGCGGUUGGGGAACCGGGACAUUUCAGCGCAAAAAGAUCACAACGUUUGAUGAGGCCAAGGAUAAAGUCAAGGACUUCUUUACCCGGGAUGAUGUAAGCCGCAUCACCACAGGGAAGAAACAAACCUCAACGAAAGACAAAAAGAAGAUGCAAAAGAGGUUCCUCGUUGACACAAUGAAAAAUCUACAUCGCAAGUACCUCUCGGAAAAUCCAGGGCGACUGUCAUAUUCAUUGUUUUGUCGCCUCCGGCCGUUCUGGGUAGUUAAGCCAUCCCUUGCAGAUCGGGACACCUGCAUGUGUAAACUACACGAAAAUCUUGCAUUCGUCACCCAGAAGCUGAAACUACUCCAGCUCAUCAACACAACAGCGCUUGAGGAGCUAGUAGCUCAGAUCUGUUGCAGUACGACCAAUAAGCAGUGCAUGUAUGGCGAGUGCAAUCACUGCAAGAACAGUGUUAUCCCAAUGUCUGACUUAUUCAAGCCAGAAGAAGAAGUUGUCUGUCCGCAAUGGAUAACCAAAGAUAAACAAAAAAAAAAAGGAGGAUGA
Molecule: messenger RNA, 1287 nt
Organism: Engraulis encrasicolus (European anchovy)
Lineage: Eukaryota; Metazoa; Chordata; Actinopteri; Clupeiformes; Engraulidae
Exons: 2
Coding region: 376-1287 (303 amino acids)
Source: RefSeq, a predicted model, not a curated record